ACUCGAAUCACAGCCAUAGCAGUACCGCACUUGUUUAAAGAUGGCUGCGAAGCCGAAUUUCAGGGACGUUACUCCACUUCUUUCUCGACUUAGAAACUGGCUUUUGAGUCACGAUGAGUUAAAAACUACUCACCGGUAUGAAGGUUUCAUUGGAAAGAGGACACAGCCUCUUCCCAACCUCCCUCCUGGCGUCUCCCACAAGCUGAGUAACAACUACUACCUGACUCGUGACGGCCGGCGGGAGGUGGCGCCACCUGCUGCUGUCUUUGACGCCUCCAAGAACCUUUUGGAAGCAGGGGAAUCGUCCGGCCCCAAAAAGCCAGCCUUGCCCGGGUUUUCGUACAACUGGCAGACGGGCAGAUUAGAAGAUGGAGUCAAGAAGUGAUCAGAAAGUGAUGUCUGUGGGUCCGUAUAGAGGCUAGUACCAGUGUUAUGUGUUGCUGCCUUGAGUAGCCAAUAGUGUGUACAUAAAACUAAAUAGAAUGAUGGAUUUUGUCUGCUUCUCAAAGAGAGAAAGCGAAUAAAUUUUAGAAAAACAA
Messenger RNA from Aplysia californica (California sea hare), 539 nucleotides. RefSeq names its product NADH dehydrogenase [ubiquinone] 1 alpha subcomplex subunit 7. The record is from RefSeq and is a predicted model, not a curated record. Lineage: Eukaryota; Metazoa; Mollusca; Gastropoda; Aplysiida; Aplysiidae. Gene Ontology annotation, cellular component: mitochondrial inner membrane. Gene Ontology annotation, biological process: mitochondrial electron transport, NADH to ubiquinone; ATP synthesis coupled electron transport. Bases 41 to 385 code for a protein of 114 amino acids. The transcript is spliced from 4 exons.